AUGGUCAUCAGGGGUGCUUGCAGUCGGUUAGAAAAAGGCUACGAGCUAGGAUUGAGAGUGAAGGAGCAGCUGGAUGAAAGGGGUUGCACCAUCAUACUCGAGGACAUCGUCCACGAAGUCGUGGAAGACCUCAACGCGUGCUAUCGUAACUUUGUGCGACAAAGGAUCGGUGGUAUCGAGGGACGGAGAUUGGAUCGGCCAUCAGUGGAGGGAUCGGCGGUGUCACCCGAUCGGACGGCUCUGUCCUGCGGAGUGCACAUCCGGUGGGGUGACGCUGAGAUGUUUGAAGGAACGAUGGAGAAGCCGCGAGAUUCGAUGCAGCUAGCUCACAUCAACGACAUCAUCUCAAAAUUGCGCGCACGGUUCGUCAAGCUCGACAUUCGGGUCGUGAUACGAAACCCACGACGACAGGUUUGCCGAAGAGGAGUUGCUUUACUGGAAGGGAGCAGCAUAGCUUGUAUACGAAGGUGA
Microbotryum saponariae is the source of this 471-nucleotide messenger RNA. Lineage: Eukaryota; Fungi; Basidiomycota; Microbotryomycetes; Microbotryales; Microbotryaceae. The record is from the annotation of a GenBank genome assembly.